This is a messenger RNA of Eimeria tenella, 137 nucleotides long. RefSeq lists its product as uncharacterized. Lineage: Eukaryota; Apicomplexa; Conoidasida; Eucoccidiorida; Eimeriidae. The transcript has a single exon. The annotation marks the transcript as partial. The record is from RefSeq and is a predicted model, not a curated record.
CGGGGAGCAGCAGGACUCUUGCCUGCAGCAGCUACGAGCACAUUCCACAGCAGCAGCAGCAACAGCAACAGCAGCAGCAACAGCAGCAGCAACAGCAGCGCGUUGUCUCCUUCACUGCAGCAGCUGUCUCUCUUUAG